UUGGAGGGGGUUCCCUAAGACAAACAGUUUUUUUUCCUGAAGCAGAACCACCAAGUUGGAAAGCUCCAGACUCUACAACCCAGAGCGAAGCAAAGAACACAAACAUAAGGUGAAGGAGAGGACGCACCGCACACAGACAGAGAUGGAAGACCCAAUCCAGUUGAAAGAUGAUGGUAACAAGCACUUCCUAGCCGGAGAGUUUGACCAGGCCAUUGACUGCUACACGAAAGCCGUCAAGUCUUGCAAGGAUAAGAAGGUGUUGGCUAUCAUCUACAGAAACCGAUCGGCCUGCUACCUGAAAAAGGAAAACUACACAAAUGCGGCUACUGAUGCCUCCAAAGCCAUUGACGUUGAUGCAGCCGACAUCAAGGCCCUGUACCGGCGCUGCCAGGCACUGGAGAAGCUGGGCAAGCUGGACAUGGCCUUCAAGGACGUCCAGAGGUGUGCCACCAUCGAGCCCAAGAACAAGACCUUCCUGGAAACCCUGCGUAGGCUGGGAGCUGAGAUCCAAGCAAAGCUCAAGACAAGCUUCUCCACAGACUCAAGAGUACAGAACAUGUUUGACAUUCUCCUUGAUGAGGAAAUGGAGAAGGAUAAAUUGGAAAAGGCUGCCAACAACUUGAUAGUUCUGGCCAGGGAGGAUGCAGGCGCUGAGAGAAUCUUCCAGAACAAUGGAGUUCCGUUGCUAAUAAAUAUGAUGGAGACAGGAAAGCCAGAGAUGGUCCUGGCUUCCAUACGUACCCUGGCUGGCAUGUGUACGGGGCACAAAGCACGGGCCAUGGCCAUCAUUCACAUGGUGGGAAUUGACAAAAUGUGCAGCGUUAUGGCAGUUGACAAUGAGGACCUGGCAUUGGCAACGUGUGACUUGUUCCAGUGUAUCAAUGACUCCCUCACUGGUGGAGAUAAAAGGAUUUAUGGAAAGGAGGAGGCCCUGGUGCUUGAUGCUAGUAAGGACCUGAAGACAAUCUUGCUGGCCUUGCUGGAAAUGGUGGGUGGUAGGAAGGUGUCUGGACAUGGCAGAGACCAAGCCCUAAACCUCCUCUGCAAGAAUGUUCCUCGCAAGGACAAGAAAGAUACUGACCACUCGAGAACCCUUUUCACUAUUGACCACGGUCUGAAGAAGAUCCUCAAGGUGUGUGGCCAGAUCCCGGACCUUCCAGACCAGCUGCCGAUGACGGAAAACACCCAGCUGAUAGCCAGCGUGCUCCUCAACAAGCUGUACGACGACCUGCGCUGUGACCCCGAGAGAGACAACUACAGGGACAUCUGUGACGAGUACAUCAAGAGCAAGUUUGACCCCAAGGACAUGGACAAGAACAUCCACGCCAUCAACGCCCUCUCCGGCCUGCUGCAGGGCCCCUUCGAGGUGGGCAACAUCCUGGUGGGCCGGCAGGGCAUCAUGGAGAUGAUGGUGGCUCUCUGCGGCUCCGAGCGCGAGGUGGACCAGAUGGUGGCUGUGGAGGCCCUCAUCCACUCCUCCACCAAAAUGAGCAAAGCCUCCUUCAUCAUUACCAAUGGUGUGACGCUGCUCAAAGACAUCUACAAGAAGACCAAGAAUGAAAAGAUCAAGAUCCGUGCCCUGGUGGGCUUGUGUAAACUGGGCUCCGCCGGAGGGGAUGAUUACAGCAUGCGGCAGUUUGCAGAGGGAUCCACAGAGAAACUUGCCAAGCAAUGCAGAAAGUGGUUGUGUAACCCCACCAUAGAUGUGAGGACCAGGAAGUGGGCUAUAGAAGGCCUGGCCUAUCUAACCAGUGACGCUGACGUGAAAGACGACUUUGUGGAAGAUGAGGCUGCCAUGAAAGCAAUGUUUGAACUAGCCAAGUCUAAAGAUAAGACCAUCCUGUAUUCUGUAGCCUGCACUCUAGUGAACUGUACCAACAGCUAUGACAAGAAGGACAUCCUUCCAGAACUGGUUCAACUGGCCCAGUUCUCCAAGCAGCAUGUGCCCGAGCAGCACCCCAAGGACAAGAAGGACUUCAUCGAGAAGAGAGUGAAGAAGAUGCUGAAGGCCGGAGUCACAUCCGCUCUCACCGUCAUGGUGAAAGCAGACAACUGCAUCCUGACGGACCAGACGAAGGAAAUGCUGGCCAGGGUGUUCCUGUCUUUGGCAGCAGACCCUAGGGAUCGUGGGACCAUUGUGGCACAAGGAGGUGGCAAGGCCCUGAUCCCAUUGGCUCUGGAGGGUACAGAAUUAGGAAAGGUGAGGGCCAGCCACGCGCUGGCCAAGAUUGCAGCUGUGACCAACCCAGAGAUGGCAUUCCCUGGAGAGAGGGUCUAUGAGGUAAUCCGUCCUCUUGUAAACCUGUUAGGCACAGACAAAGAUGGGCUGGAAAACUACGAGGCUCUGAGGAGUCUCACCAACCUGGCUGGUUACAGCGACAAGCUGAGAGUGAAGAUUCUAAAGGAGAAGGCUCUACCUGAGAUUGAGAACUACAUGUUUGAAGAUCACUACCAGAUCAGAGUAGCUGCUACGGAAUGCAUGUGUAACCUGGUGACAUGCAAAGAGGUUCAGGAGCGGUACCUGCAGGAUGGGAACGACAAGCUGAAGCUCCUGGUGCUGCUGUGCAGUGAGGAUGAUGACAAACUGCAGAGAGCGGCCGCAGGGGCCCUGGCCAUGCUUACCGCCUCCCAGAAGAAGCUGUGCACUAAAAUGACCCUGGUGACCACUCAGUGGCUAGAGGUCCUACAAAGGUUGUGUCUCCACGACAACCCAGAGAUCCAGCAGAGGGGCCUGGUGACCGUGUUCAACAUGCUCAACUCGGACGACAACGAGCUGGCCAAGAAGCUGAUCGAGUGUGAGAUGCUGGAGAUCCUCACAGUGAUUGGCAAGGCGGAGGACAACCCCAAGAGACAGCCUGUGAUCGAUAUAGCACGCACCUGCCUGGUCAAAGCCAUGGAGCUGGGCCUCAUCAAACCCUUCUCCAGCCCCUCUUAGAGCGGUGCUUUUGUACCUCCUUUUUGAUAUCACGGACUGCAACUUAUUGACCUACCCCCCCCCCCCCACCCCCACCCCCACCCCUCCAUUGAGUGUGCUUUGUUUUAAAUCCAAAGUGUUUGUAAAUGUGUCAUAUCAUGUCCUUUUCAAAUGUCAACACCCACAUUAACUGGAAGGCACUUAUCUUCUAAACCACAGCAGAUUAAGUAGGCCUAUAUCUUUCUGUGGUGAAUACAAACAACCUCAAGUGUAUAAUCACUCCUAUUGUUAUUACGUUUGUUCAUAGUUUAGUUUUAUUAAGCUUGUACAGCUUAUAGAUGUAAGUUUGAUGACCUUAUAAUAACCCCCCCCCCCCCCCCACACACACACACACACACACACACACACCACCCCAGCCAUGGAGUGUGCUUUGUUCUGAAACCAAGUGUUUGUAUCAAUACCUUGUCCUUAUCAAAUGUCAACAGCCACAUGGACUGGAAGACAAUUCUAAACAACAGCAGAUUAAGUAGGUCUAUCUUUCUGUGGUGAAUACAAACAACCUCAACUGUAUAAUCACUUCAUUCAGUGUGGUUUUAAGUUUGUACAGCUUAUAGGUGUAAAUUUGAUGACCUUUUAGUGAUAAUAACUAUUUUGCUGAACAUAUGGCUUUGUAGAGCGUUAUGUUUCAACUGAAUAACAUUAAGUUGGUUCAUAGUGUGGUUUUUAUCUUGUACAGAUUAUAGAUAUAAAUCUGAUGCUCUAUAAGUGAUAAUUGUUUAUCUAAACAAAUGGCUUUAUAGUUUUCAAAAUAUAGCUUAAACGGAGAUUUGAAUAUGCGCUAAUAAAAAGUGUAAGGUGUUCAGAUUAGUGUUGACUUUUGGGCGUGGUGAGAAUGUUGGCGGUUAAAUGACUAAAUGUGUCAGUAGUCUGUAACUGCGCAUUAACAAUUGUCAGACGUGGAGAAGUGUCGGAAUCGUUCAUUUAAAGAGUUUGUUUUGAGGUGAAAAGUAGGAACAAUCGGAAAGUUGAAUACAGUUUCUAUCAAACUUCGAGCUACCCCCAUUUGGCUUUAACUUCGUUGACAUUACUUUUAUCUGAUAUCUUAACGAUGGCACGGCUUCCCGUGGAGGAGGACCAGAAGAGCAAAAGCCAGGGCAGGUAAGUCAUUUAGAAAAAGAAACCAUAUUAAUCACCGUUUACAAUGGAUUCUUAUUUUCUGUCUGUCUUUAGCUUUGCACAGGAUUCAUCUAAAAACAGUCAUGUGGCUUCUAAUAAUCCUGUAUAUUAUGACAAGUUUAUUUGUAGUUGGGAGAUGGGAGAGCGAGGAGAAAGUAAUUUGGGAAUGGAAUAUGAGGAUAGGAGUGCCAAGGAUGGAGAUGGAAGAGGCCUACCUAUAGGGGAUAAGGAGGAGAAUGAGAAUCCAGAAAGGAAAGAGGGGACAGCAGCGGAGGUCAAUCAGCUUAAAAGUGCAGGGAGAAGACAGAUGGAAGAUGGUGAUGCUGAUGUUGAAGGGUCUACAAAGGGGGAAGAGGACAGUGCUGAGAGUGUCGAGGAGGAAGGAAAGGAUGACGAGGAAAAGGAGGAAGGGGUUGUUCCGGAAAGAAAGGUCACAGAAUUGGAGAUGGCUGUUGAGGGACAACAUGAAGAGGUUUCCCAGGAGGAGGAGAAGGAGAAGAAGGCUUCGCCCAAGAGAAAGCGCAGACGGAGACGCAGACGACAGGCUGAGCCCCAGCAUGGAGCCGUGAUGAAGUCAGUAGUCUGCUGUUGGAACGUCAACAUGAAAGCACUGCUCAAAAUGAUCACAAAAGAGCCAUUUUUGUUGUUUGUGUUUGCCGCUGUUUGCAUAAUCUGCAUAACUGAGAGUAAACCACUUAUGGAUGAGACCAUGUUGAAUGGGCCAAAGUGUGCUGUCUACAAUAACUCCAGAUGCUCUGCUCUGACUGGCAUAUAUUGGAACAACGGCACAGACGACAUACAGCUCUGGAAGAAAAACAUGCCGAUGUGCAAAGACCUAGAGCCUUGUGUGCCUUGCCAGUACGGUGGUGGGGUCAUCAUUCUUCUUGAUCAGGUGUGCCACAAGAUCGACAUGGAGGGAUGUGGGGUUCGCAUUGACUAUCAAAGGACAGUGUGUCCACGAUUCGGGAAUGCGCAACUCAUUCAAGCUUGGAAUCCUGAUUCACUAAGCAGUCAUGCUUCAGCCACUCCACCACCUGAAAAGAACACCAACAGCCCAGCUCAGAUUUAUUGGGUGGUUUGGGUUGUAGGUGUCCUUGGUGUCCUUGGUGUCCUUGGUGGUGCAAUUUACUGGCUUGUGGAGAGAAAAUUGAGGUGCAAAAGAAGACAUUUGAACGGCGGAACAACUGAUAAAGGUGGAACAGAUGAAAAGGAUGAUGAACAUGAUGGGUUGACCAACCGCAGCCCUUUCCUGCAGAACAACCUAGGACAGUGAAUGUCUUAAGUCACCUCAUCUUUAGACUCAUCCAUGGAAAGAAAAUACUUUGAAGAGAGUUUCUUCAUCAAAUUCAAAUGCAGCGCGCUUCAUUACACUCAUUAACUAUCCACCUGUGUUAGCCUGCUUCAAACCCAUUAGCCCACGUCCGAUAAGGCGGCUGCUGCCACCCCCACCACCCCCACCAUCCCCCACCAUCCCCCUCUCCCUGUGUUGUCUGUAUAGCUACUGUCCAUCAGGGGGGAUUAUUUCUCUAUUUGCUCCCUGCCUCAUUCCUCAUAUCUAUGUAUGUUGCUCGCUAAUGCUAGAGUCAGGGGGUGCUUCCCCUAGAUACAUCCACUCCACCAAAGUCAAACCUAUUUCCAUGUCUAUGGUGGUUAUCAAUAAAUGCUCAAAUCUUAUAUGUGAGUGUCUUGACUGCACUCUGUUAGUGAGAGACAGACAGAACUCUGUUCUUCAUCAUAGGUCUGGUUCAUGACCAGUGACAAAGUCAUGAAUAAAAUAAAAUAAAAUGCACCUUGCAUAGGUGAACUAUGUGGGAGAAAUCAAGGAUUUCCUAAGUGCUUAUGAGAAUCAGCCUUGUGAUUUGUUAUUCUCUAUCUUAUUACUUAUUACUCGUGUUGGCAGUAUGCAAUCUUUGUUUUUCUUUAUUCACAAAAAAUGUUGUCCGCUACUACCACUGACUGAACUGUUCAUUAAUCUUGGAGUUGUGUGUUACCCUCUCAAAACAGUGGGUUGUUUAAUCUACUAAACUACAAAAACAGGACCUUUGGUAUGGAAAUGUUAUAGUGAAGAAAACUUGUAUAAUCCCAAACUGACAAAAAAUGACUAAAUGGGUGAUUUUUGUGAGUUGCGCUUUCAAGGAAUAUGUAAUUUAUUAGGUCCUUGGGUGUUUUAUUCUUAAUUAAAAACUUUAAAAAUUACAAACCCUGAAAAAUGGUCUGUCCUCAGCCAAAUAUUAACUCGUAUUAACUCGUCCAAAAUGUUAUUCUGAAAAUUGUUAUUUAGAAAAAAAACACUAAGCUCAAGUUAUUAUCAUUCACAUUAAUUGAUUAAAAACAUUAAAUGCAACAGAAAUGUUUUCUACGAAUAAAUCGUAUUUUACAACUGUCCCCAUGUUUUCGGUCAGCCCUGUCACAUUACAUAAAAAACGACAAGUGUGCAAUACCAGAGAAAGUCUAAUACAGUUGUCUAUAUAUUUGUUGUCAAUAUUGAAUGUCUAAUAUGUACACCUGCCUGGUUAAGGCCAUGGAGCUGGCCGGGUCUCAUCAAACCCUUCUCCAGCCACUCUUAGAGUAGCACUCUUAGACUGCAACUUCAUGUCAGCGGGUUGUGUAAUCCAGAGCCAUAGAAAAAGAAAAAAUCUUUUUCUAUGGCUCUGGUGUAAUCUAAUGAUGAUGUGACGUCAGUUUGUAGACAAGCCAAAGAUUUGAAGAUAUGUUUGUAGACAUGUUCUUCACGUAAAAUGUAAGGGCGGGCACCUGAAAACGAUGUUCUCUGAAUGGCAAUUCGUUUUCUAAAAAGCACAGAGAGAUAUGUUCUCUCUCUCUCCCUUAUAAGCCUUACAGCCUCCAGUUGCGUCGUUGUUCGCAGUCUUUAUUGGAAGAUGGUUCGCUUAAGGCUGCCGAAAACUUCCCCCAAACGGUUCUGUGCCCUGGCAGCAACUGUUCAGCAGAGCUUCACCUGCAUCACCUGUAAGGAAUGCAUUGGCCAGAUUACUGCAAUGUGGUGCAAAGACGAGAAGAUCUGGAGUCAGAAGAAGGGAAUGAGAAACUGCGACAAUGGCAUUGUCCAGACUGGUGUGCCAUGCCAUCAGGAUGGUCGAGUGUACCUUCCUAUCGAUGGUCAUUCAGGGUGCAGCAGUAUUGACAUGGAAGGAAAGCAUGGCUACAUUCAUAAUUUCGAGACAGAGUGCCCACAAUCUCAAACACUUUCACCAACCAACCCACCAUCCGCUGACCCAAAAGCAGGCAUCACCAACAGAGCCAUUAUUUUUGACAGUAAGUAGCGCAUCUACUUGCGCCCUAUGUCUUAGCUCUCUGGAUGCCCCAUUUAUUUGCCUCUGCCACUGUGCUUCAGGGCUUUACUAUGGCGCGUCUGUGUCGGCUGGAACUUAAACCUUUUCUUGAUGUCCAAGACCUCUUUGCGUCGUCAGAAUGGAAACAACAAUUGUUUGUUGUUUUAAAGUUCUGCUUCUGCUACUGCGCUCUAGUCUACUUGUGGCUCGCAUCAGAGGGGCUUCAUCUGCUUCAUGUCCAAGAAAGCUGGCUUGCCAACGUAUGAGCUGUUUGAAGAUUUUCAUCCAGUUAUCCAACCAUUGCUUAUCGCCCAGAUGUCAUUGGUGGAGUUGUUUUUCUUUGCCUGGUUGGAUGCAACUUACUACUGAAUUAAACGGGUAUGUCCUUUUGUUCUCAAACGUGAACGUGAAUGAUAUGUGUGUGUGUGGUCAAUUUAAGGAAACGUCAUCUCAUUUAUUGCAGACAGCAUUUUAAAGUGAAAGAUCUAAAAGUGUUAAAUUGAUUACCUUUAAAUUAUAUAUUAUUGAUCCAAUCUGAGUACAUGUAACAUUUUGACAAUUGCUAGACAUAAUUGUUGUAAUCAUUGUUAGUAUGAAGUGGUCUGAUGUUAUUGUUACAGAACUGCUAACUAUGGAAUUGUCUGAACAACAGAACAACUGAGUGUCACGGGGACCAUAUUCAGUACCGUAUUAAACCAACUAGCUGCAGGUGUGCAGCAGGGAAGCACCCAGCUGGUCGCAAUUAACCGGGGGAUUGGGAGGGUUUUUAAACUCAGAUCACCGUCAAUCAAGGGGCGUUGGGACUGGAAGGAGAACUGAAACUGGAGGCGGACAGAGGACUGGAAGCGGAGAGAGAGGAUUGGAAGCAGAGAGAGAGGACUGGGGGAGCAAGGGACUGCAACACAGCGCGCACGGAGACGGACUUUCGCCGAAGCUGAGUACCGUGAAUUCUACGCAGUCAAGCUUGUGGAACGUGCUGCCCGGACUGCUCGGCCUAUUGAUACACCUGAGUUUGAGGUUUUAUCCACAGUUGUGUUACACUUGCACACGUGAGUUUGAUGUGUGGUGUGCCCAUGUUCCACUGUUUUACAGAUUUUGCCGUUCAUGCACUAGUUGGAACACCCUGCAGUCCCGGGUGGGCGAUAGGAAUAUGUCCAGUGUGCGCAGAAUAAUCAAUCGGACUAUUCCAGCAGUCUCCGGAUAACCCCCCUUCCCCCUGCUGGAGGAGGCCAGUAUCAGCGGCCACCAGAGGAACCAGGCUACCUUAUCUUCUGCCAGAGCCUCUUGAGGCGAUCAACAACAAGGACUUCCUUUUCUUUUUUAUUUCUUUUUACCAAUAAAUCUAAUACAUUUUAUACCUCGA
Hypomesus transpacificus is the source of this 8743-nucleotide messenger RNA. RefSeq names its product unc-45 myosin chaperone B (gene unc45b). Gene Ontology annotation, molecular function: Hsp90 protein binding. Bases 143 to 2935 code for a protein of 930 amino acids. The record is from RefSeq and is a predicted model, not a curated record. NCBI's taxonomy places the organism in Eukaryota, Metazoa, Chordata, Actinopteri, Osmeriformes, Osmeridae. The transcript has 29 exons.